AUGCUCCCGGAGCUCGACAGUCUCGAGAAACAGGGCCUCUUUACGCGCGAGGAGAUUAAAGAGAUUGUGCGCCGCCGCACCGCCUUUGAGUACCGCCUCAGGCGCCGCGGCAGCGCGGCGAUUAAGGACGACUAUAUGCGGUACAUAGAGUACGAGAUGCAGCUCGAGGCGCUGCGCCAACUGCGGAGGAGAGACCCGAACCGCCGCCAGGCUUUCCGCCAGCGCGCGGACGGUGUGUUGCGGCGCAAGGGACGGCAGGGCAGCCGCGAGUGGUACCGGCGGCAGCGCGCGGCGGAGCGCGCGAGUGACGUGGCGGUGAUCAAGCGCGUGCUCUUCAUCUUCUCGCGCGCGACGCGGCGGUUCAAGGGCGACCUGGACCUCUGGAUGCGCUACCUCGACUUCUGCAAGGCGUCCGGGUCGAGGCAGCAGAUGCAGAAGACAAUGGCACGGGCAUUGCAGCUUCAUCCCACAGAGCCAUCUCUCUGGCUCUACGCAGCAUCCUAUGAGUUCACGCACCGCAUGAACGCGCCUGCUGCGCGCACGCUGCUGCAGCGGGGGCUGCGCAUGUGCUGCCCGCAGCUCUCCGCUGGGGGGAAAGGGGGGAAGCGGGCAGGUGUGACGAUUUCCGAGGCUGGGAACAUUUCGAUCGUGCCUGCCCGGGUUUUGGAGGCGUCUCGACUGCUGUGGAGCGAGUAUUUGCGCAUGGAGCUGGUGCAUGCACGGAAGCUUAAAGCGAGGCAGCUUCUACUGGGGAUAGAGACGGAGGAGGGGGUUGGGCAGGGUGUAGGGGAGGGGGAGGGGGAAGUGGGGAAAGAGGGGGAAGGGGGAGAGGGAGUGGGAGGUGGGGAGGGAGAAGGGAUGGAGCAGGAAGAGGAGGGGAAGGAGGGGGAUGAGGGGAAGGAGGGAGAGGAGGUUGGGAUGGGUGAGGGAAAGGGGGGUGGUAAAGGGGAUGGGGGCAGAGGGAAGAAAGGGAGCAAGAAAGUGGUCUCGAGUGAUGAGCUGGCAGUGCAGGUGGCGACUGUCGUGUGCCGCACCGCAAUCAAAUCGAAUCCCAAAGAUCUGAUGCUGCGCGUGGCCCUGCUGGAAGCCCUGCGAUUGGGCGGCGGUCAAGCAGAGGCAGAGGCGGAAGAGGAAGAGGAGGAAGAGGGGGAGGAGGAGGAAAAGGAGGAGAAAGUGGAGGAGAAAGUGGAGGAAGGUGAGAGAGAGCAGGAAGGGAAAGAAGGGCAGGAGAACGAACAGGGGGAGAGGGCAGAAGGAGAGGAGGAGAAAGGGGAGGGAAGUGCUAAGGCAGCAGGCACGGAAGGGGGGCAAGGAGCAGAGCAAGGGGAGGGAGCAGAGAGGAAGGCGGGGCGAGCGCGGAGGCGGGUGGUGGAGCUGAAGGGGUUGGAUGCGGUGGAGGAGGAGGUGUGUGGCGGGCUGGCAGCCGCCUUCCCUGACAGUGUCACUGUGCUUGAGGUGCUGGCUAGACGGUGCCUACGGCGGGGAAGGAGAGGGGCGGGGACGGAAGUGGAGGCGGAACAGGCUGCGUUGAAGGUGUUUGAAGACUCUCUGGAGAAGCAGCAGCAGCAGCAGCAGCAGCAGCAGCAGCAGCAGCAGCAGCAGCAGCCUUUGUCUUUCUCGCCCCUGUGCUGCGCCUAUCUCGACUUUCUCAUGCGUCUGAUCACCGGAGGGAAGGCGUAUGGGGAGGAGGGCGAGGGGAGACAGGAGGGCGAGGGAGGAGAAGGGGGAGAGGAGGGAGAGGGGGGAAGGGAGGAGCAGGAGCCAAUGGAAUGCGAGGAAACGGAAGGAGAGAGAGAAGGGCUGCCAUUGGCCGAUCUGGUGUGCCGAGCCAAUGCAGCCGUGGCUCUGGCGGAGGCUCGGGGGCUAGGUUCGGACGAGCCAAUCGUUGAGCGCCACGUGGCGCUGCUGUUGCGCGCAGGGCGAGCUGGCGAGGCGGUGGAAGCUGCGAGGAAGGUUCUGGGAGCAGGUGGAGGGAUGGUGAUGCCGGGCGUGUGGGCCCUGCAAGUAGAGGCAGCCCCAAGCCUGUCGGCACUGCAAGCCACAGUCGACUCGCUCAUCUCAGCAGCAGCCACCAUCGCCUCCCCCACCGCUGGGGGAGGUGUUUCUGCGGCCCUUGCAUCUUCCUCACCUGCUGUCACCACCACCGACGAGCCAUCAUCAUCAGCCCACGCACGGCAACUGGUGGCAGCGGUGCAGUGUGCGGGCCUUGAGGCUGCCAAGCGGCGCUUUGGAAUCGCUGCUGCCCGCCAGCUCUACGCCAGGUUCUUUUCGCUCCCAUUCGCCUCAGAGAAACUCUUCCUGUGCGCCAUUCACAUGGAACGCGAAUGGGAGACGGAGCAGAGCGGGACGGGAGGGAAGACCGCGGAGAGGAGAAAGGGCAGUGGGCGGGUGGAGCGUCUGUUUGACUCGGCGUUGCAGCGAUUUGGUGCCUCCAGUGCUGAUCUCUGGCUGGCGUACUGCCAAUACGCGCUUGAGGUGAACGACACGUCCCUGCUCUCCACCAUCCACUGGAAGGCUCGCCACUCCCUGCCCGAUGCUGCCGGGUAG
This is a messenger RNA of Closterium sp. Naga37s-1, 2547 nucleotides long. Lineage: Eukaryota; Viridiplantae; Streptophyta; Zygnematophyceae; Desmidiales; Closteriaceae. The record is from the annotation of a GenBank genome assembly.